Medicago truncatula (barrel medic) is the source of this 1119-nucleotide messenger RNA. RefSeq lists its product as uncharacterized. Lineage: Eukaryota; Viridiplantae; Streptophyta; Magnoliopsida; Fabales; Fabaceae. The transcript has a single exon. The record is from RefSeq and is a predicted model, not a curated record. The coding region runs from base 383 to 847 and encodes 154 amino acids.
AUCAACCAUCAAGGAUAGGUAAAAAAGGCUAAUCAAGCAUAGAGGUUGAACUUGAGCCCAAAAUGGACCAUACAUAGUCUACUUCUGCAUGAGUAUACCACAAGCCCAUUAUUGUGAAUUGUCUAGAGUUUGGUACCACCUCCCUCCAAUUCAUUUCCUUCAACUUCAUUGGCAUUAGAAAGAGUUAAUCUUUCAAUUAUCACAGAUGGACAAUCAGAAAACAGACAUUUCACCUUUUUGAAAGGCCUCUAAACUAACUUCCUUUGGUUUGCUCUUUAAGAAAGUGAACAUUUUCAUGCUAUCUAAUAGGUACAACCAUGACUUCUCUUUGAAAGGUUUACACAAAAACAAAGCAAAUUUCAUACACACACACACAUAGCAAAUGGAGUUUCAAUCCUCGGCGAAACGCCACUAUGACAUAACCAUGUCAAGAAGAACAAGGAAACAACAAUCAUUAGCUAAUGAAAAACCAAUCUCAAAGGUUGAAACACCUAAGGAUGUUUCACUUGAAACUACCAUUCCUGAGGUGAAAGAAGGUAAUGAGAAUAAUAUUGAUCACAAAAGCUUGAAACAAUUGAUUGUAGGAGAAGAGAAAGAGUCAACAAAGAAGUGUAGUAGUAGUGAUGAAGGUGAAAGCAAAGGAAGAAACUCUCUCGGAGAACAUUUUACGGAGGAAGAGAAACAACUUCAACUUGUUAGGAUGCAACAAAAGGACAAUCUUCAAGGUUUGAAGUUUAAGAAGUUGGUUCGUCGUUAUGCUAAAGUUUUGGGGCAUAUGAUGAAGUCUAAGCGUGAUCCUCAUUUAGGUGAUGCUGGGAAAAAACCUGUUUUCAAGUUAUCAGCUUAGGGGAAAUAUUUUAAUUUUGGUUUGUUUUUUUUUCCAGCUUAUGAUUUGGUUGAUCUAUAACUUUCUAUGUUUAUGUAUGUGUCAAGGUAAGAUUAUAUUUUGGUGAUCAAAAAUACCUUAACACUCUUCCAUCUUCUUUAUAUCAUUUGUGUAUAAUACUUAUUCAUGCAUUAUAUAUGCAUGUGACAUUAUGUUAUGUAUUUGUAAUUGUAUCACUCAAAUGUGUUCUUAAUGUGAAAGCUUCUUCUAAUACAAUACCUUCAUAUUCAGAA